Sphaeramia orbicularis (orbiculate cardinalfish) is the source of this 636-nucleotide messenger RNA. It is a transcript of the gene cideb, whose product is annotated as cell death inducing DFFA like effector b. Gene Ontology annotation, biological process: regulation of apoptotic process; apoptotic process. Bases 1 to 636 code for a protein of 211 amino acids. The record is from RefSeq and is a predicted model, not a curated record. NCBI's taxonomy places the organism in Eukaryota, Metazoa, Chordata, Actinopteri, Kurtiformes, Apogonidae. The transcript is spliced from 5 exons.
AUGGAUACCACAUCUUCAUUUAUUAAAUCAGUGACCAAAAGAGUCUGGUCCCCAACACAGCGGCCCUUCAGAGUGUGUUCAAAUGACAGGCAGACCAGGAAGGGAGUCACAGCCGGGACCCUGGAGGAGCUGAAAGAGAGGGUGUGCCAGGCGCUGAUGCUGUCCCUGUCUGCAUUGUCUUCUCUAUCCCUGGUUUGUGAAGAGGACGGGACAGAGGUGGACUCAGAUGAGUUCCUCAUAACCCUACCAGACAACACCAUGCUCAUGGCCCUGGAGCCCGGGCAGGCAUGGAAACCUCAGGCAGGUGCACUUAUGGCCAAAUCUCAUAACAUCGACAAGCCUCGCACCGGGAAGGACAUAGCUCGUGUCACCUUUGACCUGUACAAGAUGAGCCCCAAAGAUGUGUUCGGCUCCCUGAGUGUGAAGGCCACGUUUCAAGGCCUGUACUCGGUCAGCGCUGACUUCCAGUGUCUGGGACCCAAGAAAAUCCUCAGAGAAGCCCUGCGACUCGCCUCAGCCCUCCUUCAGGUAGCCGGACACCUGCUCAUCACCUCCGCCUCCAUGAUACGCCGCAUUAUUGAAGGCGCUGAGCUGUGGCAGCCACAGAGAGCUGAAUACUCCACCACCUGGAACUGA